AGUUCAUAGUUUAUACCUCGACCAGAUGUAAAUAAGAGAAGGGAAGAGAAGAAGUGCAACUUUAAAUAUAAGAGAAGAGAGUUAGCAAUGUCAAAGCCAGGAACCCCAGCACCGCCUACAUCGCCAGUCCCGGUACAAGUAGCUCCAGUAUCAGCUCCAGCUCCAGCUCCAGCUCCAGUAGCAGCAGUCCCAGUCCCUCCCGGGACUGGAGUACCGGCAGUAGAGACAGUAGAGCAGAACCACGUCCUGGAUGGGAAUGUUAAUGGAGCUGUAGAUGGAGCCCCUAUCUCACUACAACCCAUGGAUUCAACUGCAGCUGGGACUCCCGGACCAGAGUUCACAACGUUGCCAAGUUCGACCCCAGUACCGGAGCCAGCUCCGGAGCCUGAAGAGGAAAUUCCCAAACCAACCUGGUCUCACAGCCUUUUUGGCUGCUUCGAUAUGGACAUGAAACUGCUUGGGUUGACAAUGUGCUGUCCCUGCAUAACAUUCGGAGCGAACGCGGAGCUUCUAGGAGAGGACUGGAUGUUGUACUGUUUGUUCUGCAUCUUACCGGGACCUAUGUGCUACUUCGGACCUUUCAUCAGAAACAAGAUCCGCAAAACUUUCGAAAUAGAGGGGACAGAUAACGAGGACGUACUGUCUUACUUGCUGUGUCCGUGCCUGGCAAUUGUCCAAGAAACUCAACAGUUGAAAUCAGCGGGCAUGAAGCCUGGAGGGGAAGCUAUGAACAGAGGAUAGACUCUUUUAGUGAUCUGAGAGCAGGUUACUAGGUUACUAGCUGGUUAAUAAGUUACUAGCAGGUUGCUUGGUAACUAGCUGGUAACUAAGUGAUUUUGCUUAAGAUAUGUUUUGAAAAGAUAUAGUUUUGUCAGAGGUUUGAUGAUUUCGCUUCAGGCAAUGAUCUGCUAACAUCGUUUGACAGUGAAUGCGUUUCUGUCACACUCUUUAUAAUUCAGCUUCUUAUCCAGGGGUGUAACCAUGGUUACACUACCUGUUCUUAUCGUUACACUAUAUGCUGAUUAUUCUUCUUAUUCUCUUAUUCUCUUACAAGUGGAUUCAUGAUGAUA
This is a messenger RNA of Bolinopsis microptera, 1070 nucleotides long. RefSeq lists its product as uncharacterized. The record is from RefSeq and is a predicted model, not a curated record. The transcript is spliced from 5 exons. The coding region runs from base 88 to 741 and encodes 217 amino acids. Lineage: Eukaryota; Metazoa; Ctenophora; Tentaculata; Lobata; Bolinopsidae.